Messenger RNA from Maylandia zebra (zebra mbuna), 6642 nucleotides. Its product is annotated as protein TANC1. Gene Ontology annotation, molecular function: protein binding. The record is from RefSeq and is a predicted model, not a curated record. NCBI's taxonomy places the organism in Eukaryota, Metazoa, Chordata, Actinopteri, Cichliformes, Cichlidae.
GCGAGUUUAAAUGCUCCUCCAUCAGCUUCCUGUGGAUAUAUGUGAGGACAUGGAGGCAUCAAAGAAGACUUAAGAGCAGUCAGUAGACGGUGAAGCAACAGCCCAGCUAUGUUCAGAGCAGUUUUUGGAAACAAGAGAGAUGGAGGAGGAAAACGAGGGGAGAAAAAGAGCCAGAGGCACUCAGGUGACGAGGUGUAUGCCCACAGCACCUUGCAGAGAGGCAGCGGCCAGCGCGCCUCUCACUUCCAGGACCACGAUGGCGGCUGCACCAAAAACUCAGCAAAACAGAAGAGACUGACCAAGGGCGUGUCCAUUUCUUUGCCCUCCUCCCCUCUUCUCCCUCACCAGGCCGACAUUGUUCCCUCCCAGUCGUGCAGCAAGUUCCCAGGACGGGUAAGGAGGCUGGAGUAUGUGGAUGGCUCUUCCAGCGCAAGAGAGCCACUCGUCUUUGCCUCAUGCCGUGGCAAAGCAGACCACAGAGACCUCCACGUGGAGCCACAGCCUGGCUCCUCCCUCUCUAACCAGGAACUAAUGACCAGACUAUGCUUCUUAUUGGGAGAAACAACGCCCGGUACUGCUAGCUCUCCUAUGGAGGACAGGAGGGAAAAGAAGUAUGAUUCCUCUGCUCAGGGGGGGAGUCCCAGCUCCACCCUGACCUGCAGCACAGCCUCACCCUGCUCAGAGAGCCCCUCGUCCACCCUGAGCACCAGUGCGGGAGGCCAGUCUUUGCCCCAGCCUUUACCUUUACCUUCUCCCCACUGUGGCUCUAGCAGCAGUCCCAGUGGAACCCUCUCUAGCCCUGCAUCCAGCCCAGCCCCUUGCCCUCCUUGUGGACUCAUGACUGGGAGCAGUCCAGGGCCUCCAUCUCAAAGCCCCACCUCAACGUUGGAGAGCAAGGAUAGUGGAAUUAUAGCAACAAUCACUAGUUCUUCUGAGAAUGAGGAGCGCAGCACCUCCACUGAGGGUCUGGGUAAGGACGAAGGCCCAGAGGGAAGUGGCGGCGUAAUGGGCCAUACAAAUGAGGACCGCCAUCCCAGGCCAACCAGGGACAAUCUCACAACCCAGCCAGAUGAGGCCUUACCUAGAAUGGACAUCAUGGAGCCCAGAACUCCACCAGCACCGAAAAGGCCCCUCCCACAGCACCAUUUGCACAGCACCUCCUCUCUUGCGCUGCCCCGUCCAAACUCAGUAGCAGCAACAAGCUCCACUCGACUAGAGGAUUUGGGUUAUCUGGACAGUCAAAGGGCUACUGGGCACAGAGGCUCUGUUCGCAAACACAACACAUCUGGACGCACAAGUGAUGACUCCAAAGGGCGAUUGGUACCAUUCAAACAAGCUGACAUCAUGCUAAAACCGCUUCUAUUUGAAGUUCCCGGCAUCACCACGGAAACACCUUUCGUUGGCCGGGAUUGGCUCUUCACACGUCUGGAGGAGGUCCUUAGAAAAACACGCAGCUGUGAGGGACGCGGUGCUGUCAUUGUGGGUAACGCAGGAUCUGGCAAGACCGCCGUCAUCUGGAGGCUAGUGACGCUCAGCUGUCACGGCAUGCGUACAUCACUGGGAGGUCCCAGCAUCCCUCACAGCCCCGGCUCCUCCCCUAAGUGUGGGGAUAGGCAGGGAAAAGCAGCCUCCAAGCAGCCGGCUGAUUCCCAUCCCAACCAGGGCAACGUUUCAGGCACAAGCGAUAGCACACCGCCGAGGAAGGAGGCUGUCAGAUCCCUGGCUGCCAGGGUGGUCGCCUACCAUUUCUGUCAGGCCGACAACACAUACACGUGCCUGGUGCCGGAGUUUGUGCACAGUGUCGCCGCCCUGCUGGCCAGAGCGCCACAGCUCGCUCCAUACAGGGAGCUGCUAAUACAAGAGCCUCACCUACAAAACACACUGAGCUUACGUUCCUGCGUUCAAGACCCCAUUGCUGCCUUCCGAAAGGGUGUCCUAGAGCCCAUAGCCAGCCUGCGCAAGGAACGGAGGCUACCUGAAGAAGACUACAUCAUUUUGGUUGACAGUCUAAAUGAGGCUGAAUUUCAUAAGCCAGACUACGGGGACACCAUAGCCACCUUCAUCACCAAAAUAAUCCCCAAAUUCCCCCACUGGCUUAAGUUGGUGGUCACAGUCAGGACAGGCCUCGUGGAUAUCACCACCCUCCUUCCGUUCUCUGGUAUUUCUCUGGACAUCCUGCCAGACAGCAGCGAUCUGGGAGCCGACCUGAGUGACUACAUCCAUCACCGGGUCAGCAGCAGCACCCAGAUUGCCGCUAAUGUCACCACGCCAACAGGUUCCGCCCCUGAUCCUCUGCUCCUGAGCAAAUUCAGCAGCCAUCUGUCAACACGGAGCCACGGCUCCAUCCUCUAUCUUCAGCUGACCCUGGAUCUGUUCCACAAAGGCGAUCUGGCACUGAAGGGAGGAAACUACCUGGUCGUGCCUGUCUCCCUGUCAGAGGUGUACCUGCUGAUGUGUCGUGUGAGCUUUCCGGAUAAAGAGCUCUUUGAGCGGGUGCUUCCGGUGCUAAAUGUGGCACUGGCGUCUCUGCACCCACUGGCUGAUGAGCAAAUGUUCAGAGCACUGAACGCAGGCAGUGUCAAGGGGGAGCUGGAGUGGAAGGACUUCCAGCAGAGAUUAGACAGCCUGGCUGGGUUCAUGGUGAGACGCAGAGACGGCACACGGAUGCUGUGUCAUCCCUCCUUCAGAGAGUGGUUGGUUUGGCGAGCUGAUGGAGAAAGCAGCGACUUUCUCUGUGACCCCAGGAGCGGCCACGCUCUCCUGGCAUUCAUGUUCUCCAGACAGGAGGGAAAGCUCAACAGGCAGCAGACUAUGGAAAUGGGGCACCACAUCCUCAAGGCUCACAUAUUCAAGGGUCUGAGUAAGAAGACAGGUGUGUCCUCCAGCGUUCUGCAGGCCAUGUGGGUAAACUGCAGCACCGACAGUUUGUCUGCUGCACUGGCCUCCCUGCGAAACCUAUAUACACCUAAUAUCAAGGUGAGUCGUCUGUUAAUGCUCGGUGGCGCUAGCGUGACCUGGUGUACGGAGGUGAUAGGACAUGCUCCCAUCCUGGCUGUGCAUGCCCACCUGGGUCAUGUAGAGAUGGUCGCUCUGCUGCUUGAAAUGGGCGCUCCUGCAGAUGGUACCACCGACAGCGGCAUGACGCCCCUGUGUCUGGCUGCCGCCGCGGGUCACGCCGACAUCGUCAGCCUGCUCUGCAAGAAAGGGAGCAAGGUGAGCCAUGCUGAUAAGAGCGGCCAGUGCGCGCUGGUCCACGCCGGGCUGAAGGGCCAUGUAGAAAUCAUCAACAUCCUGCUGGGCCAGGAUUGGGGAGAGGAGAUUCCCACUGACCCACAGCAGCACCACAGCGGUGAGACUGUGACUGGAAAAACACAGGCAGCACAGCAGGCAGCUACAGCGGCAGCCGGCGUGGGGCACACACAGGUGGUGAAAAGCUUGCUGGACUUGAAAGAUGAACAGCUGGCGGUGCAGAUGGACGCUCACGACUCACUCUGGGGAGAAACGGUGCUCAGUGCAGCAGCAGGGAGAGGGAGGCUCGAGAUGUGCGCCUUCCUCCUGGAGCGGGGGGCAGGGCUCGAGGAAGCAAACCGCAGAGGAAUGGUCCCUCUGCUUAGUGCUACCAAACAUGGACACACACAGGUUGCCGAGCUGCUACUGAAGCAAGGUGCAGACAUCGACGCCACUGAUAAGCAGGGACGCUCUGCGCUGAUACUGGCCGCCUCUGAGGGCCACGCAAGCACGGUUGAACUCCUGCUGUCAAAGGGUGCUUCUCUGUCCUCUGCUGAUCAGGAGGGGCUGACUGCACUUAGCUGGGCCUGCAUGAAGGGCCAGAAAGGUGCAGUGCAGGUUCUGAUGGAGGCAGGAGCUGACCUGAACCAUCCAGACAGACAGGGGCGGACUCCGCUUGACCUAGCUGCCCUUAACGGGGAUGCAGAUACAGUGCAUUGCCUGGUGGAAAAUGGAGCGGUGCUGGAGAGAGCUGACAACAGUUCCAGAGUUUCGGAGAGAGCGACUGGCUGCCAGAACCCGGCGCUGGUGGCGUCGCUGCUUAAGAAGGGAUCCAAAAUGGGCUAUAGAACGGCUCCGCACGAUCGAUCAGGUCAUGCUACGUGGGCUAUGGCUUCCUCCAAACCAGACAUUCUCCUCAUCCUGCUGCAGAAGCUGAUGGAGGAAGGGAACUUACUUUACAAGAAGGGACGUAUGAAAGAAGCAGGCCAGCGUUAUCAGUAUGCCCUAAGGAAACUACCACGUGAGGGGCAAGCAGAGGAGCUGAAAGGCUUGAAAGACCUGCGAGUCUCCCUCUAUCUAAACCUUUCACGGUGCCGCAGGAAAACCAACGACUUUGGCAUAGCUGAGGAGUUUGCAACAAAAGCCCUGGAACUGAAACCAAGGUCUUAUGAAGCCUUUUACGCCAGAGCCCGGGCCAAGAGGAGUAGCAGGCAGUUUGCUGCAGCGCUGGCAGAUCUCCACGAAGCAGCACGACUCUGCCCGUCCAACCGGGAGAUCCGACGCCUGCUGGCACGAGUAGAGGAGGAAUGUAAGCAUCAUCAGAAGCUUUCCAGCAACAACUCGGCACAGGGUUACAACAGGGACCCUCACACCCACCAUCAUCAAGCCACAGAGGAGGAAACGGACGUCUUUUCACAGGGAAGUCUGGAAAGGCACAUCCCAGCAGAGCAGGCCAAUGCGGAGAAGGAAGAAGAAAAGGAAGAUGGCGAGGAGGUGAGCCUGCAGUGUGGGAAAAGUCCUGAAUUUUGGCCUCUGAAUCCAUACGCUCCGAACAGGACUCUCCCCGGAGCUGUGGCCUUUGGAUUAGGAGAUCAGUCGCCAAGCUUUCAUCAAGAGGAAUAUGUACAGAACCAGCUGUUUGUGGACAUGCCCGAGCCAGUUCCUGCUGUUAACAGGCAACUCCAGAGCCAGGGCAGCAGGACUCAUCACCAGUGCCACUCCCUCCAGUCAGGGAGCAGAAUUGGGGGCAGGCCUCUGUCUCUGUGCGGUCCUUCUAGUCCUUUGCCAGGUAGACACAUCUCCACCUCUCUGAGGCCUGCACCUGUUAUGGGUAUCGACAUCGGCCCUGGAUCCUGUGAACACUCUGGGCUCAGUCCUACUGAGCACUAUCACCCUAUGUCUCCCAACAGCUCCUCCCCACCUGGACCUCUGCAGAUGUACCAGCCGCGCUCCUCCAGCUUCUCCAGGGGCUCUGACAGGCUCUCUACCCACUCUGUGGCUCUGGAUGGCCUGGCGCUCGCUUUAGGUGCUGGUAUGGAGGUUAGGCGGGAGGGUGGUGGAGCAGGAACAACAGGCUCAAGGGGCUCCAGCUCCAGUCAGGCCUCCAGUGGGAACCUGUCAGAUGGGGGCAGGCAGCAGGCACCAGAUGCCCCGUGCCCUAUCAAGAGCAGCGGUAGCUUCAAGACAAAACCUGAGUUAAAGCCCCGGCCCUUUAUGGGGGUCAUGGACAAAGCGGUGCGAGUCAGCCAGCAGGCCUCUGGCCUGAGCCGGCAGGGAGGAGGGGUGGAGAGCUUCAGCAUGUCCGUGAUGGAGUUCCAAGGGCUGAACAAUGAGUUCAAACACGCAUCAUUCCAGGAGCAGCACUCUGUGAGCCACAGCAACAGCCAGCAGCAGGGCCGUGAGUUUGGAGACCGGCUGCACCAGCGAGAGGGCAGAGGUACCACAUCCUCCCAGCUACGCUUCCCCGAGGGGAGGCACAGGCAGGCGAGCCUGACGAGAGACAACCCAGCUCUGCACAUGGCUCCCAUAAAGCCCAAACGCUCUUUUAUAGAAUCCAACGUCUGAGCGUAGUUUCUCAAAGCACAGGAGCAGGCUGGUUUUUUUCAACAAGCUAUGUCCCACAUUAGGUAGCAAGGGAGACGGGCGUGAGAGCGGCUCCCUUCCCUGAGCCUGUUUUGUAGAUUUAUGCUGCUGCACUGCAUUUACAAUCUAGAACCAGUGUUCAACUCAGGCUACUAUGCUUUUGCUUACAUGUAUACAGCUAGUGUAUUCAAGAAGACCAGACAUACCUUAAGUAGGGAUUUAAAUUAAAAAAAAAAAAAAGAGUAGUCUAUUGUCUCAACUUUUAAUUCAUAAUAUCAAAUAUAGAAAACUGAGAAAGCUUUGUGCACGAAUAUACGAAACCUCACGCUGUUUGUUGCAGGAUAUGACCAUUUCUAUUGUGAAGUGUCUUUUAAAAAACAUUUAUAUUUGUACGGUGUACACUAUAUUUGCAGAUUAUCUAUUUCCCUGUAAGUGGUUAUCUGUUAGCAUUACAGGCUUCAGAACGGAUUACUUCGUGUACCCGAGAUCCUUUUUCUUGGUGCAUUUGACUAGAAAAACACAAAAAAAAGGCACUGUACAUGACAUUGUUGGACAGCUUCUUGUCAUAAUCUUACAAGUGACUGCUUCAGUAUUCACAGUAAAUGUUAUUUAUUUUUGCAUAGCAGAGAAAAUAUUCAUAUGAAGUGUUUAUUGGUUUAUUCAGACUUGAGAAAGAGCUUUUACAGAAUGUGGGAUAAAGAGAGAAAACAGAAACUUAAGACUUAAUAUAUGUUCAUAGUUGUCAUAUACACUUUUCAGAGUCAUACUAUGGAUUACAGAAUAUUACCACAUUAAUAUUGUGGUAUAAUAAAAUAUUCCUGGAUGACUACA